AUGAUUAAACAUAAUAUCAAAGGAUUGUAUUGUUUUAUUGAUGAAAUACGAAAUUGUAAAAGUAAAGAAGAUGAAGAAAAAAAAGUACUUGAAGAAAUAAUAAAAAUAAAAAAACAAUUUAAUGAAAAAAAUUUAACAAAUUAUAAAAGGAAAAAAUACAUAUGGAAAUUGAUAUAUUGUCAUAUAUUAGGGUAUGGUAUAUCAUUACCAUAUUUAAAUAUAAUAAAAUUAAUUUGUAGUCCAGAUUUUAGUGAUAAAUAUUGUGGAUAUACAGCAUUGUCUUUAUUAGUUCAUGAUAAUAAUGAAAUUUUAAAUAUGAUGGUAAGUACUAUUAAAUUAGAUAUAAAAAAUUAUGAUGAAAAAAUUAACUUUUUAGCUUUACAUUUUACAAGCCAUAAAAUAAAUGAAUUAUUAGUAGAAAAUUUAUAUGAUGAUAUAUUACACAUUGUUACAUCAAAUUAUAUAUAUAAACCUAAUAUUAGAAAAAAAGCUUUUUUAUGUUUAGCCAAUAUAUAUAAAAAAAGGCAUGACUUAUUAUUUAAAAAUAAAAAUGAUUUGGAAAUUUUUAAAUUUCUUGAUCAAAAUAUAUCCGAAAUAAAUAUGUUCAAUGCUUAUUCGUAUUUAAAUUUAAUAUAUAUUAUAAUAUUGAUUUUUCAAAAAUAUGAAGCCUUAUUUUUAUAUACAAAAAAAAAAGAUGAAAAAAAAAAAAAAAAAAAUACAACUCAUAAUCAAAAUCAUAUUAUUAAUACAAUAGGAAUAAAAAGAGAAAUAUAUAAAGAUGGAAGUAGUUGUAGUAGUCUAUUAAAUGUCAACGAAAAAAAUAAUUUAAAUGAUAAUAGUGAUGAUAAUAGUGAUGAUAAUAGUGAUGAUAAUAGUGAUGAAAAUAGUGAUGAAAAUAGUGAUAAAGAAAUAAAUAAAAGCUCAGACAAUAACAGUAUAGACAGUGACUAUGUGAAUCGAAAUAAUUCUCAAAUUAAUUCCUCUUGUUAUAAACGAUUUUCAAUAAAUAUAAAAAAUGAAUUAAAAAAAAAAAAAGGAACAUUAAAUUUGAUAAUCGAAGAAAAUAUUACAUAUACAGAUUUAAAACGAGCCGAAAAAUUUGGAGAAAUUGAAUCUGAUUGCACAAUGAAUAUUAAAGAAAUAAAUUUUUUUGAAAUAAACAAAUAUGUAAAUAAAUAUAUUAAUUAUAUAAUAAAUAUAAUAUACUUAAUAUUAGAUGAAAAUUUAAAAAUUGAUGAAGGUUUUUAUUAUUGCCAAUUUCGAUAUCCAUUUUUAUUAAUUAAAUGUUUGCAAAUGAUUCGAUUAUAUGAUAUGCAUAAUUUAUCACAAAUUAUCAUAAAUAAUAUAAAUGAUAUUCUAUAUAAAAUAUUAAGUAAAACACAUAAAAAAUUUAAAAAUUAUCCAUCUUUUUGGAAUAUUUCAAAUAUAGAUCAUAUAGAAAAUCAUCAAAAUUAUAUUAGCAUUUUACCAAACAAAAAUCAAUUUUCAAAUAAUAUAAUAAAUAAAAAAAAAGGAAAAAAUAAAUUACAUAAAAUAGAUAAAAGUAUUGUAUAUAUCGAUUAUGCAAUAAUAUAUGAAUGUUGCUCUAUAUAUAAUUUUUUAGAUGAAAAAAUAGAUGAAAAAAAUAAAGACAUUUUAAUAACUUUAAUUAUAUCUUCGCUUAAUACUAAAAAAUCAAAUAUAAAUUAUAUAAUACUUGAUUGUUUGUCCCAAUUUAAAAUAACUCCACAAAUUUAUAAUAAGUUAGAGAGACAUAUUUCACAUUUAAUAAGAUUAUUACAUAGUGAUGAUAUAACAAUAAAAUUACAAACAUUUAAUAUUUUAUUCAAUAUUUGUAACACUUCAAAUUGGAAAUAUUUAAUAAAUAUAUUUUUACAGCAUUUACCGUAUGUUGAUCCAUAUAUACAAAAUGAAAUAAUUAUAAAAAUAUGCAUUUUGGCAGAACAGUUUUCAUCAAAUAUGGCUUGGUAUAUUGAUAUUAUAUUUAAAAUUAUUGAAAUUACACACAAAUAUAUUUUUAAAGAUGUGUGUUAUAGAUUAGUUCAAAUAUUAACAGGAUUUACACAAAAUAAAAAAACAAUAAAUACUUCUUUAUUAUCUAAAAAUACCAAAUCAGAUAGUAGUACAAUCAAUAGUAGCAAUGAUAAUUUAAAAAAAAAUACGAAUAAUAAUGGAAAUACAAGUCGAAACACUGAUAUAAUUAAUAAUAAUAAUGAUGAAGAAAAAAAAAUUCAAAUGUAUGCUGCUAUGAAAUGUUAUAAAUAUUUAUCUAAAAAUAUAUGUAAAAUAGAAUUACUUAUAGAGUUAUGUUCUUAUAUCAUUGGAUCGUUUGGAUAUUUAAUAAAAAAUAAAAUACCCAUGAAAAAUCAAUUCAAGAUUUUAGAAAAAUAUUUUAAGUAUACUAAAACAAAUACGAAAUCAGUUAUUUUACUUGCCUUUAUGAAAAUGUUAUUUUAUGAUCAUAAAUUAAUUUCUAAUGUUAAAAAAAUUUUAUCUGAUAUCAUUGACCAUCCAAAUUUAGAAUUACAAACAAGAGCAUGUGAAUUUAUGAAUUUAUGUAACAUUAAUAAUUUUAAUUUAAUCAAUUCUGUUCUUAAAACUAUGCCUUUAUACAAUAUCAGGAAAAUGCACAAAAAUUUUCUCAUUAAACGCCUUCUUGAAAAUAACAAACACACCAACAUAUACUUACUUGAAAAUGAUACCCAAUUAAUAAGUGAAAAAAUUAAUGAUAAAAAUAAAUCCAACAAAUAUAACAAGUUUGAUGAAGAAGAAUAUAAAGUAAGCAAAUAUUCUAGAGAUAAAAUUGAUUCUAAUUUAUUAGAUGAAGGUUAUAGUAAAAGAAAAUCUCAAAAUAUAUCUUCUUCUGCUUCUUCUGCUUCUGCUUCUGCUUCUGCCUCUGCCUCUGCCUCUUCUUCUGGAGGUUCAAAAAAAUUAUAUAAUGACUUAAGUAGCAAAUCAAAAACAAGUGAUAAAGAUUCAGAAAAUAAUGGAAAUUUAUUUAAAAUGUUAGGAUUACAAAAAGCAAAUAAUAUAAACGAACUGUGGUUAAAUGGUUGUUUAUUAAACAAAUCUUUAUUCUACAAAAAUUCAGUUAUUUCAAUUUUACUCAAACAAAAAUACCAGGAAAAUAAAGCUAUUCUUAAUUUUUAUAUCAAGAACAUUUCUAAGGGUCCGAUCAAGAUUGUUAGCAUAAAUAUUGAAGAACCUGAACAAAUAAAAAUCAAAGAACAAAAAAAUAUAAAUAAUGAAAUAAUUAAUGCAGAUGAAGUAUGUGAAUAUAAAUUAAAUGUUACAAUUUCUGAUAUUUUUUAUGUUAUUCCUAUUAUAUUUUUCAAUGUAACGAUUCCAACAUCCCCGAACAUAAUGUUUUCUUCAAAAUUGCCAAUUCUAAUUACUCGAUUUAUCAAAGAAAGCAAAAUUAAUGAAGCAUCUUUUAAAAUAUAUUGGAAAGGAUUUACACAAAUUCAUAGUGAAGAUAUCGUAAUGGGCUUUCCAAAACAUUCGAAGAAAAUUCUCGUCAACUAUUUGACUAGUGCUUUUAACUUGUACGUUUUAAAGAUCGGAACACAUAUAUGCGCAUCAGGAUUCAUACAUUUUCCAGGAACAAACAUAGAUAACAAAAUUUUGAUUUUAGUUAAAAUUCGAUACGAAUCAAGAGGAUGCCAAAUAUCAGUUAUAUCAAGUAUAAAACCCUUAAAUAAUUAUUUGAAUAAAAUAUUUGAAGUUUAUCUUAUAAAAAACAAAUAA
Plasmodium berghei ANKA is the source of this 3747-nucleotide messenger RNA. RefSeq names its product AP-2 complex subunit alpha, putative. The transcript is spliced from 6 exons. Gene Ontology annotation, cellular component: AP-2 adaptor complex; membrane coat. NCBI's taxonomy places the organism in Eukaryota, Apicomplexa, Aconoidasida, Haemosporida, Plasmodiidae. The record is from RefSeq and is a predicted model, not a curated record. Gene Ontology annotation, molecular function: clathrin-cargo adaptor activity. Gene Ontology annotation, biological process: intracellular protein transport; clathrin-dependent endocytosis. Bases 1 to 3747 code for a protein of 1248 amino acids.